AUGACCCUCGGUGGUCGGCUCGGACUAGCUCCUCCAUGCCAGCCUGAUGUCAAGGUUGACAGAGUAUUGGAUGUUGGUACGGGCACGGGAAUCUGGGCUAUUCAGUUUGGCGACGAUCAUCCCGAAGCCGAGGCAAGCUCAAAAGUGAUGAAAUUUGAAUGCGUGUUGACUGUGAACAGGUUCUCGGCGUUGAUUUAUCUGCUACGCAGCCAGACAUCUACGAAUGUCAAGUUCGAAAUCGACGACAUUGACGAGGAGUGGACCUACACCACCCAGUUCGACUACAUUCACAGUCGCUUCAUGUCGUCAAGCAUCGCAGACUGGAAGGCUUACCUCACUAAAUGUUUCAAUCACAUCCAACCUGGCGGUUAUCUAGAGUUGCAGGAGCCAGAGAUGGAGUUCCAGUCCGAUGACGGCACAUUUCCUGCCGACUGCCCCUUGGCCAAGUACGGCAACCUCCUCAAGGAGGCCGCGGCCAUCUUUGGGCGAGAGUACGUCUCGGUGUCUUCCUUGAAAACACUGAUGGUCGAUGUGGGCUUCAAGGACGUGACGCUGAGCCGGUACAAGUGGCCCAUCAAUACCUGGCCCAAAGAUCCUUCGUUCAAGGAACUGGGCGCAUGGGGCUUUGAGAAUAGCAACGCCGGUCUCGAGGCUAUCUCUACUGCGCCUCUGACGCGCGCCCACAAGUGGACUAGGGAGGAGGUGAAUGUCUUUUUGGCUGAAGUCCGGAAGGACCUGGCUAACAAGAACUACCAUACUUAUGUCCCCAUGUAA
Molecule: messenger RNA, 774 nt
Organism: Colletotrichum lupini
Lineage: Eukaryota; Fungi; Ascomycota; Sordariomycetes; Glomerellales; Glomerellaceae
Product: TAM domain methyltransferase
Exons: 3
Coding region: 1-774 (257 amino acids)
Molecular function (GO): methyltransferase activity
Source: RefSeq, a predicted model, not a curated record